UCUAUAAGUACAUGAACACAUGGAUUUCAGGACUGGAUAGAGAGAGAGCGAGAGCGAGAAAGAGAGAGAGAGAGAGAGAGAGAGAGAGAGAGAGAGAGAGAGAGAGAGAGAGAGAGAGAGAGAGAGAGAGAGAGAGAGAGGGAGAGAGAGAGAGAGAGAGAGAGGGAGAGAGAGAGAGAGAGAGAGAGAGAGAGAGAGAGAGAGAGAGAGAGAGAGAGAGAGAGAGAGAGAGAAAACUGAGAAAAAAAACACCCUGAAGAGACACCCUGAUAUAUACAUUUUCAG
Molecule: messenger RNA, 285 nt
Organism: Closterium sp. NIES-67
Lineage: Eukaryota; Viridiplantae; Streptophyta; Zygnematophyceae; Desmidiales; Closteriaceae
Source: the annotation of a GenBank genome assembly